GUUUCUCCUUUGCAAACACACGUACACGUACACGUACACGUACACGCACACGCACACGCACACGCACACGUAAAAGUAAACACUAUAACAAAUGGCUACCAUCAAGCAAAUCAACAACUCUGCUGAAUUCCAGCAAUUAUUAACUGCCACACCUGCUGAAAAGCUUAUUGUGGUCGAUUUCUUUGCUACUUGGUGUGGUCCCUGCAAGACGAUUGCACCUCUUUAUGCACAGCUGUCUUCCAAGUACCCCAACGUCCAGUUUUCAAAAGUUGAUGUAGAUCAAGCAAAGGACGUUGCAUCGAGCUGCGGAAUUUCUUCCAUGCCUACUUUCCAAUUCUACAAGGCAGGUAACAAGGUGGCCGAGAUGAAGGGAGCAAACCCAGGCCAGUUACUUCAGUACAUCAAGCAGUAUCAGGGUGAUGCCAGCGGCAGUGAAGGAGCAGCCUCUUCUUCUGCUGCUCCCGUAAACUAUGGUGUACCUGGCCAUUCUGACUUGACAGAGUUCAUUACACCCAACCAAAUGGAUGCCUUGAACCAGCAGGAAGAACACAAUGUCAAGAACAUUUUCAAGAACAAUGAUGCUUACCUCGAGAGUGAUGUUGACGAGCAGUUGAUCAUCAGUGUUCCUUUCAACCAACCCGUCAAGCUCCAUUCGCUCAAGAUCAAGGUUCCAAGCAUUAGCCAUGCACCAAAGACAAUCAAGUUGUUUGCCAACCGUCAGAACCUUGGAUUUGAUGAUAUCGAUUCUAUCCAGGAGACACAGACCAUUGAACUGAUUCCUAAAGACUUUGAAGAGAACGCAAUUAUCAACUUGAGAUUUGUUAAAUUCCAGAACCUUGUCAACCUUGUGAUUUUUAUUGAAGACAACCAGGAAGAUGAAGAGACCACCAAGAUUCAGCAGUUGAUUUUCAUUGGAUCUUCUACAGAGUCCACUAACAUGGGUGACCUUAAAAAGGAAGAGAACUAACUAUAAACUCGCGCAUGUACACUCCUGCAAGCACACAAGCGCACAAGCACACAACAGAAACAUUGAUCAAUAUAUACUUUUUUAUUUAUUUAUAUAUCUAUCUAUCUGUUCAUCAAUGUGUAUGGUCUAUAUUCACAAAUUUUCGUCUGUCUUCUUAUUUUAUACAAAAUGCACACAAAAAAGAACAUUCAUUAAAUAUAUAGAAUUAUGAAG
This is a messenger RNA of Phycomyces blakesleeanus NRRL 1555(-), 1180 nucleotides long. RefSeq lists its product as hypothetical. NCBI's taxonomy places the organism in Eukaryota, Fungi, Mucoromycota, Mucoromycetes, Mucorales, Phycomycetaceae. The coding region runs from base 92 to 967 and encodes 291 amino acids. The record is from RefSeq and is a predicted model, not a curated record. The transcript has 12 exons.